Molecule: messenger RNA, 1160 nt
Organism: Schistosoma curassoni
Lineage: Eukaryota; Metazoa; Platyhelminthes; Trematoda; Strigeidida; Schistosomatidae
Source: the annotation of a GenBank genome assembly
CUUGAGCUCAAGUGAUGUUGUAACUCUAUUUUAAGUAUCCGAGAGUAACGUGUGGUAACUCAGUAUGCCACGCUGUCGUAAAGAAAAAAAGAUUCCUUACAGGACUGAUGAUAUGGUACAAAACGUUAGAAGUUCUUUUAUUAGAGAAGGAGAAAAUAACUUGCGCAAUUACUCGGAACCUGUUGAUGAUCGCAUGAAACAGGUGUUUUACAGAGGUGUGCCAGAAAAUGUUAUGAAAGAACAAAUACAUGGACAACGUUUCUAUAGAGGACAGCCAACUGAGGGUCAAAACAUGAAUAAUUAUAUGGAUGCGUAUGAUCGUAUGAAACCGUCAAAUAUGUACAACGACAUGUCAAAUAAAGCAAGGUCGUAUUCAAAAUGGAAUGAUUAUGAUCGCUCGCGUCCGAUCGAUUCGUACAGUAGAAAUAUUCGAGACGGAUUUGAGCCACGAAACGCCUCUCCAUACGCAAAGAAUUUAAUGGGUGAUUUACCAACAACAAGAACUAUUCGAGACGGAUUCGAACCACGAAACGCCUCUCCAUACUCAAGGAAUUUAAUGGGUGAUUUACCAGUACCUAGAAGCACUCAUACUACACAUGAACCGCGCCGCUUAUCACCAUAUGCCAGUCGUUCAAAUAAUUUAAUGGGAGAUUUGCCGGACGUUCAACACACUCGGGAAACUUAUGAACCUCACUAUAUUCCUGUGAAAUUAAAUCGUUCAAAUAAUUUAAUGAAUAAUGCGUCAGAACCUAGAACUAUUCGAGACGGAUUCGAACCACGAAACGCCUCUCCAUACUCAAGGAAUUUAAUGGGUGAUUUACCAGUACCUAGUUCUGUUUCUAGUAAUGGGAACACAUAUUCGUACUCUAUUCCACAACGUCCUAAUUUGAAAAUAGUUCGCGAAGAGGAUACAUUUAACAGAUAUAUGGAUUAGAAUAAAACAUGACAUUCAUUUCAUCACUUUGACAAAUACACUGGAAAUAACAGUGAUUUGAAACAAAUAAUACAGUAGUAUCAUAAAAUUAUGGAUAAACUAUAUAUGAGUGUAGACAAAUUAUUUUUUAAGAAUAUUUAAUAUUUUUUAGUUAUAUGUAAAAUAAGAUUUUAAUUUAAUCAUUUAUUUGUAUUUUGUUUUAAAUAUAGAAAAAUAUUUAAUAUCA